AUGAUCGCUCUGUGCCUGUUCAGUUUCCUGUUGGUUGGGGCUUUAGGAUAUCCAGCACCCCAAGACGAUGCUCUACUUGACAGCAACAAUGACGUCAUUCCGCAAGGGGACGCCGCAUCAUUAAUUCCUGAAGGUGACGCUGAAGGUGCUGGUCUAGCUCCAGAACAGCCAGAACCAGAAACGGAAAUAGCGCUAGAAUCGGCACCAGCACCACAAGCUGAACUGGGUCCAGAGUUAGCAGCCGGUAAGGAAGAGCCUUCUGGUUUCGCUGCACCUUCUUCAAGAAGAAAGCCCACAAAGGCUGAUGAUGACGACAGUGCGAGCGAUUCAUUUCCCUUUGGAAUCUCAGGAGCAGCAGGAAGAGGUGCCUCCGCUUACAAUAUCUUCUUCCCAAUCCAGUUUAGUGGAGCAAGAGGCCGCAGCGGUGCUGGAGGUAGUGCCUAUAGUGCCAUAGCCAACUCUUUUUCUACUGGACGUAAAGGAAUUGCUACCAGCCACGCUACUUCAAUUGGGGACCCUGCUCUUGCCGCUGAAUUUUUCAACUUGAGGAAGCAAGGAAAAACUGAAGCCUGAGUUUUUCUUUACAUGUUGUAGUUAUAAUUUAUUGAAUGUGAUUAUGUAGAUAUUUAUGAAUUAAAAUAAAGUGUAUUGAAAAAAUAGCAUGUAUAUCUUUAACAAACUAGUAAUGUAGCUUUCGUCGUCCGAUCACACACCAC
Messenger RNA from Acanthoscelides obtectus, 716 nucleotides. The record is from the annotation of a GenBank genome assembly. NCBI's taxonomy places the organism in Eukaryota, Metazoa, Arthropoda, Insecta, Coleoptera, Chrysomelidae.